GUUUCCUGGUUGUGAGUCGUUCUGCCUGCUUUUGCAGUGCUGAAGUCUUUCGCUUGUCAAAUCAAGUUGCGACUAACAUUUUGACUUCACAGUUCAGGGUCGCGAGUGGAGUAUCCUGGAAUGAUGGAACCCUGCUGUCGCGUGUUUGCAAAUAUGUAGGGGAUUGCACGCAGCUCGGACUGAAGUAACGACGUUGCACUCAACGUCGCGGUCAUGGAGACACAGCAGCUAAGGGAAGGCAUCGACGCGCUAUUCCCAGACGGCGAGCACCUGCCGCCUGCAGCCCAGCUGCGCAGAGCUAUUGCGCUGUGGCUUGCUGGAAACCCGUAUCCGGAGAUAGGGCAGUACGCGGCGCUGCUCACUCAGGGCCUAGGCAACUACCUCCGCCGGGAGCAGCGCUUGCGGGAGCUGUGGCUGGACCAGCAGUCCUCCCACGGCUUCACCACGCCGAGGGACUUAUUAAAGCACCCAGACAGCCGUGGCGUCUUCAUCUUGCAGGAGCACAGCAAGGUCCUUCGCAGCAGCUCGGUGCACCUCAACGUGCCGUUGCUGUGCAACCCACCGCCCGUCCAGCGUGUCCCCGAACUCCCGCCCUGCCACCCAACCUUCUCGACGAUUGAGGCGCUGCGCACAGCCAUCCAGGAGGCCUUCAACAGCCGCACGAAAGCUGACGGCAGUUUUGAAAACCCGGGCGGGGUGCUCAGUCACUUCAUCGGAGACUGGCUCUCGACCUGCCCUUGCGAGGACACGCUGCCGGACAGGCCCUUCGCAGCACUGCUGAGCGACGUAGAGGCCUGGCUCCGCAGCGGGGGCUGCCCCGGCUCUGAGCUCUGGACCUCCCAGGGGCACAGCUUCCCGCCGCUCCGCGACUUCCUAACGGCGCCGGAGCGCAGCGGCUGCUUCCGGGUGGUGGUGCGGGAGGGGCACAUCGGAAACGAUCUGGUGCAGUUGGAUGUGGAGGCGGUCCGGGCCAGGGCCGAGGCGGUCGCGGCAGCAGCACAGGCACCAGUGCCAGCAGCACCAACACCAGCAGGAGCCAAUGGCAGCAGCAGCGGCAAUGCCACCAUCGUCGGGGCAGCGGGCGCCAGCACCAGCACCAACGGCGCCGGCGGCAGCGCCAGCAGCAGCCGUGACGCCGUCCCGUCGGGCCCCGCUGCGGCCUCGGCAGCCGCCUCGUCAUGGGGUUCGAGCAGCGCCCGGCCCUCACCUGCUCGACAGCUGGUCGAGUCGGCGUUCCCCGUGCUUGCGGCUGCUGACGGCGACAGCUGGCAUGUCGCGGCCGACCGCCUGCGCCGCGCAAUCGCGCUAGACCUUGCGGAAGGCCUAGCGCCACAGCUCGGGCCGCACUGUGCACCACAGUUGUGGCUGCGCGACUUCAUCAAGAAGCGGGAUGUCCAGCCUCUGUGGCAGGCGGUGUCCGGCCGCUGUAAGGACGUGUGUGAACUUCUUGUGGCCCCGGAGAGUCGCGGCGUGUUCCGAUUGCAGGGCUUGCCACUUUACCCUUCCGGCGUGGUGUUCUUAGAUAUGGAGGCGCUGGCGCGCCGAGCAGCGGCGCCGCCGCAGCCGCAGCCCGGGCCAGCCUCUCAGCAGCCGGCGGCGCCGCAGCAGCCACCAGCACCGCAGCCUGCACCGCAUGGACAGACACACCAGCACACCCCGUCGCAGCAGCGGCAGCUGCAGCAGUUAGAGCUCCUGGCCGCGGUGGGCAAUAGCAGUGCUGCCAUGGUUACGGCUCCUAGCAGCAGCGCGGCGCCAGCUGGCAAGCACAGACCAGCGGAGAUUGGGCUCGCAGCGGCUGCGGCCUGGCCGGGCGACUCGCCGCAGUGCGUGCUUCGCCGCUACGCGGCGGCGGAGCUGGCUGCGGCUGGGCCUUGCGCGGAAGCGGGCGGCUGGGAGUACGCGAUGGCUGUGGUCAACGUGGCCAGGCUGCUGCAAAGCACGCAGCACGCUGCCGUGAUGCAGUUGCAAUCAAACAUGGGCGGUCGGCUGCACUGGCCCGUGCUGCUCACGUCCAAUGGCGGCGCCGACCUCAUGCCGCUGCGCGAGGCGGAGCAGGCCAUUACGCCGCUGGAGGCUGUAGCAGCUACGGGUGACUGCUACAGCCAUCACCUGCUGCGUCUCGUUUAUGGCGAUGGCGAUGCAGCAGUGCUGCUGAACGUGCCGGAGCUGAUGCGGAGGCACGGCGGCAGCGCAGGCGAAGGCGCAGGAGCUGGCGGCUCCGGCAGCGGCCGCCUCCUCGUAGCGGGCCGGGCCGCUCGUGGCGCGGGCGAGACCGACGUCAGUUGGCAUCCGCAGCAGCCAGGCUCGACCCACAUAGCGGCGGCCCCGACCAUCGUUGUUCCGGGCCGCGCGGGCCGGCUGCCGGAUGUCCGCAUGACAGAAGCUGCUGGGUCUGGCGGCGGCGGUGGAGGCGCCGGCGGCAGCACGGCGGGCGGUGGCGCCGACCGCAGCAGGCGCGAGGCUGCGGCCCCCGGUGGUCACUCCGGGGACGGCGCUCAUGCACGCCACUGGUGGCAACAGCCCAACGGCGCGGCUGGUGCUACGGACACGGCGCGUCGACCGCCGUUGGAGGCGGAGGUGAAGUUCGACGCUCGCGUUGAGUCGGCCCUGGGCCUCACGUUCCGGGCGGCUGCAGGAGCGGAGCCAGACGCCGAGGUCCUGCGGUGUGUGGCACGGUUGCUCCUGCAGGCACCGCCGCCGCACACCCUCACCUUUCCGUACUUGGGGCUCAAGGUUGCACAGCAGCUGGGGCGGCCAUGCCCGGGGCUGCGACACAUGUGCUCCCAGAGGCCAGACGUGUUUGCCUUAGAGCUGGAGGGCACCAUCGCCAUCAGGGUGCAACUCGUGUGCGAUCGGCUGCUGCGCCUUGCCCCGUCGCCCCGGCAGCAGCAGUCCCCUUCUCGGCGCCCGGCGCUGCAGCAUUCGCAGCAGGCCGGUGCUGGCAGCGGCGCGCACACCAGCCGCAUCACCGGCGCCGCGCCUCCCAAGCAGGAUGGCGCUGGGACCGUGGCCAACGCAGUCCCAGACCCCGACGCAGGACCAUCAGCGCCCGCCGCCGCGCCGGCGCCAGCACAGCCCCGCAACCGGACGGCGGCUGCCCCCAGGGCGGCCGCAGGCCCUGCACAGCGGCCCGCCGCUGCCCGCACGCUGGACCAUGCAUCAGCCGCGGAGCUCAUCUGCUUGGCCUUCCCGCUGCGUGAUGAUGGUGGCGGGGGCCGGUGGACGGUGCUCACUGCGGACCAGGCAGCGCUGCAGUUGCGGCAGACCGUCGCCUUCUGGCUCCUCAGCAACCCCGAGCUCAGCGAGCUGGGCCCGAGGCGUGCGACGGUCAGCGCGCUAUCCAAGCACCUGACGAAGCGGCACAAGGGCGUGUGGCGGAACCCCGCGUACGGCUUCCCCAGCCUGCAUGACUUUCUGCAGUCACCCGACAGCCACGGCGUGUUCGCGUUGUAUGCCCACGGCAGCCCUGGUGAGCCUGUGGUAGAGCUUGACGCGGUAGCGCUGCGCCGGGCGGUGGUGGCGGGCAGCGGGCAGCACCCGGAGAACGGCCUUGCGGCGGGCGCAGAGGGCACAGCGGGGGCCAGGGCGCAGGAGCGCGGGCGGCAGAGGGGCAGCACGCAGGCUGCGGCGGCUGAGGGCGCAGCGGCAGCUGGGAAUGGCGCGGCGGGCACUGCGCACAACAGCGGCAGUGACUGCGGCACCGGCAAGCGCAGCUCCAUCGGCAAGCGUAGAAGCUCCAGCCCCACAGGAGCUGCUGGCAUCAGCACUGCCGCGGGCGCGCUCAACGCACCGCUGGUAGGCGCAGGGGCGGGCGCAGGCGCGGCCGCAGGGGCGCGCGCAGGCGCGGACGGUAGGGCAGCGGGGGCUGCGGCUGCCUCUGCUCCGCUGGAAGAAUCCACGGCCGCGCUCGUCCGCGCGGCCUUCCCGCUGCAGCUCGUCGGCAACACGCCGGCACCGGAUCAGCCGGCGCGGCAGCUGCGGCAGGCCAUCGCGACGUGGCUCGCAGGCAACCCAUACGCGAGCGAGCUGGGGCCUCGGCGUGCAAGCCUGAGGUCGCUCGGGAUAUACCUGCGGGAGGUGUGCACAGAUCUGUGGAGGAAUCGCGCCCAUCGCUUCCCGAAGAUCGUGGAGUUCCUGCGGUCUCCCCACAGUCGUGGCGUGUUCCUCCUUUUCGAGAAGGGACGCGAUACGCCGCACCUGCACGUGGAGCUGGAUAUUGUGGCGCUCUUGCACGCGGCGGCCGCGGAGGCGGCGGAGAUGGGGCUGGUCGAGGGGGCAGACUCACAGAAUGGCGGUGACGGCGCCACCGCCGUGACGGUUGGCGCGGGGCGGGAGCCUGCUGCCGGUGCCGCAGCGACAGCGGCUGAGGCGCCGGCGCCGGCAGGCGCGCCUGCGGCAACGCCUGUGGGCAAUGAGCUUGAGGCCCCUGCUGCGCGCGCAGUGCCGGUGCGGCCCCUGCAGCUGCUGCAGCACCUGCAACAACCGCACGCCAGCCUGCCCGUGGUCGCCGGCAGCGUGCCCCCGGAGCCAGCGCAGCUCGGCCCCAGUCCCGUUGGACCGGCGCUGGCUGGCGCAGCGGAGCCCGCAGCCAUGAACGGCGCCGCCGCCAGCGGCGACCCCUCGCUGCCGCGGCUGCUUGUGCCGGUGCCGGUGUCGCAGCCGGAGCCAGACUGCGGAGCCACGCCACUGGCGCCGCCGGCCACGGCACAGCCGCAGCCGCAGAGCCUGUCGUCGGUUCCUGCGCCGGCUACGUGGGUGCCGGUCUCGGUGCAUGCUGGUGCUGGUUUCUCUGCCAGGAGUGCCGGCACUGACGGGAUGUCUGAAGAGGCGGCGCCAGCCGUGGCGGUGGACCAGGUGGGGGUGGCAGCACCGGACGCGGCCUUGGGCUCUGUGUACCAGGCAGGCCCAGAGGCGUUGGAGCCGGCCGCUGCUCGAGGCUAUGUGCAGCCGCAGCAGGCAGCUCUGGACGAGCCUGCGCAGCAGCCGCUGCCGGAAGCUGGCGUGUGCGUGGUGAAUGACCCGUACGGCGAGGAGCUCAUUGCCAUGCUGCAGCACUGCGGCUGCUGCACACGCAUAGGGCUUGCGGUGCAGGUGCACGGUGGCAGGCCGGCGCUGGUCAGCGUCUACGCACCGCUGGCGCUGAUGAAGGUUAACGGGGCAGACGGACUGCUGGUGCGGUGGCCGGCUGCUGUGUACCUGGUAGAUCCGCUAGCGGCGGCCGCAUCCUACGGCGGCGGCGCGGAAGGUGAAGUUGCGGCGGCGGCGCUGCUCUGCAGCCUGCAGCCGCUGCUGGAAGCGUCAUCGAUCAGCAAAGUGAUCUACGGCGGCGGCAGCGCGCUGGCGUGCUUGGAGGAGGCGAUUGCUGUGGGCAGCGGGGACAUGUUUGCAGUGGUUCGCACCCACCCGCUCCACAACCUGCGUGUGGUUCUGAAGGGCGUACAGCUGAUGCUCGAAGUGCCGCUCGAGCCGCCCUCAAUGCCCACGCCGGCGGGGCCAAUCGUGCCCCACGGCGGCGUGGCCGCGUACCUGCCGGUAGCUGCUUCCGGUGGCGGAGGCGUCUCGUGGCUGCGCGGCCUGCAUGCGCACGUGGCCCGGCUGCGUGACGCGCUGGCGGGCACUGGGCUGUGGGCGGACCGGCCGCAGCUGCUGGCGGUGCUGGCGAGCCGGCACGCUGCGGCGCUGCGGGAGGACGCGCAGCUGGAGGAUGGGUCAGCAGGGCCCGACGAGGACGCGGCUGCCCGCGUGCUGACGCGGCCGCUGGCCCCGAGCCAACUGGAGGCGGCGGCGCGGGCGGCGCGGCACCUGCCCGAGCUGUGGGCGGCGCUGGUGCAGGAGGCGGUGCCGUGGGUGGCGGCGCAUGCGAGCACGUCGGACAUGGCUGUGCACCGAAACCUGGCUGUGUAGGCAGGUUGGCGUAGUGAGCGUGGGAGGUGCAAUCCACGUGCUAAUGCGCGCGGUCGGGUCAACAACAGAAGGGCAACGGCGAUAGCGUGCGGCGUGUCGAUGGAAUUGCAAGGAUGUGGAUGCGACUAAGGUUUGAUGUCGGUUAUGUAGUCGUGAUGUAGAUGAGAGGGACAGGCCAGGGCGGGGUUCCUGAUGUUGCGCCCCUGUCGAUUGCCCCUCGAUUCGGUGUUGUGCUGACCCGACAUAUGUGGCUGCGGACCCUGCGGUAUGCCGUAAUAGACAGCAUGCGAAUGGGUUAUAUCGCGCGUGACAUUAUCAGGGCACACGGGAUAGCAUUGAACAUUUUCUCGCGCGACAUGACAGGGCAGCUUUCAAGAUUGGGUGUCAAUAGCAACGCCAGCAGAGGCGGAGCCUACUGAUGAGCCAGGGAUUCAGCUGCCGGCAAUGAAGUAAGGUCGCACUCGCAGUGGUCAAGUGGUCAACCAAUGCCGACGAGGCACUGCAAAUAUUUCGAUGCAAUGCAAGGGGGUGGAACUGUGGGUGCGACCACGAAGCGUCCUGUGCGUUGCGUGCGGGUGAGGUAGAUUGUUUGGGAGGUAUGCGAGCGGGAAAGUUAAGGGGUGCGCGCGACAUGACGUGACAGCUUUUAAGAUAAUGUAUUAAUAGCAACGCAAGCAGAGGCAGUAGCAUGAUCUGACGGCCCAGGGGUCUUAUCUACAAGCGGACUGCAGGUAUGGAGAGAGGGCCGAUGUGUGUGUGUUUGUGUGUGUGUGGGGGGGGGGGCGGGCGCAGGGGGCUUCCAAUUAUUGCCACACGAACACACGUGUCGACGACACACGCCCAACUUGAAAGACACAAGGUGGCAU
Molecule: messenger RNA, 6770 nt
Organism: Chlamydomonas reinhardtii
Lineage: Eukaryota; Viridiplantae; Chlorophyta; Chlorophyceae; Chlamydomonadales; Chlamydomonadaceae
Exons: 4
Coding region: 214-5904 (1896 amino acids)
Molecular function (GO): nucleic acid binding
Source: RefSeq, a predicted model, not a curated record